AUGACAACACUCAUCACAGGACUAUUUUCUGGUAUGAAUAAUGCCACGGACUUGGCAAGUGGUGCAAUUGAUGUUGUUGUGGUGGAACAACCUGAUGGUUCCUAUAAAUGUACUCCUUUUCAUGUUAGGUUCGGAAGAUUGAAAGUUUUGAGAUCAAAGGAAAAAGUGAUUAGAAUUAUGAUUAAUGAUAAAUUAACGGAAUUGUGUAUGAAAAUUGGAGAGGCAGGAGAAGCCUAUUUUGUUCAUGAAGCAAAUGGACCAGUUGAUCGUGAUUUAGUUUGUAGUCCAAUUGAUGAUGUAGGAAUAGGAUCAUCGAUAUUUAGUCCAUCAGAUAAAUCAUUAACUAGUAAUACAAUGAAUAAUGAAAUUAGCCUAGUAGGAGUUGAUUCUUUCACCAGCCUUGAUCAAUCAUCAUCAUUACCUUCAUCUUCUAGUACUUCUUCGCUAUUAACUCUAUCACUUCAAUCUCCUAAUAAUAAUAAUAUCAACAACAACAACAAUACAACUACCACAUCUAAUACUAGUAGUAUUAAUAAUAAUGGAGUUGCAAUGACCUCUACAACAACAAUGGACCAAGCCUAUUUCAAACCAAUUAGACAAACAUCUCCAGUUGGAUCUCCAAACUUGACUGUUUCUCCAAUUAUGAAUUCGCCAUAUCUGCAUCCAACUGUUGGAAAUACUUUUGAUAUUGAUGAGGAAAUUAUUCAUGAAAAGUUCAUUCCUAUUAUUAAUGAUAGUUUAAUUCAUGAAAUGAGUGAAUUAGAUUUAGAAAGGGAAAAGAAGAGAAUGGAUGGUAUUACUACGAGUGGAAUGUUAAAUGGUACACCUUCUCCUCCACCAGGUAUUCCUUCCUCUUCUCUGAAUAAUAGUACUAUCAUUGAUAGUAAUAAUACGAGUGCAACUACUACAACUACUAAUAUUCCUACUACUUUAAAUAAUUUAACCACCAACGGUACAAUUACAACUGCAACUGCAACAACAACAGAUUUAUCAUCAACUGCAACAAAUAAUGGCACAAUUCCACCAAAAAAGAGUGGAUGGGGAUGGGCAGGAAUUUCAAGUUGGUUCGGAUUCAAAACAGAAAAUGAUGAAUUUCAAGGAAUUAAAACAAAAGGAAAUAAUGAAUUUGUGGAACAACAAUUUUUGGAAGUAAUGGCAAAACAUUACAAUUAUGAUGCUGUCUCUGGAAGAUAUAUUAAUAGUCCUGUGAAUUCUCCUAUUAAAUCAAAACCAACAACUUUCCCAACAAGUGAAUCCAGCAAUAAUUUAAAUAUUCCUAGAAAUGACUCUUGUAAAAAUCUAAUCAGUGACACUACAACAUCUGAUGAUGAAAUUUCCUAUGAUCCAUUCACAAGUUCAGAACACUUGGAAAAUGUAAAUUCUAAUGAAAAUGUAAAAUUAAAUGAUGAUACAACAGAUGAAGAGGAUGAAGAUGAAGAACAAAUGAUAAAUUAUCACUCUGAUAAUGAAACUAAUUUAUCCUCUCUCAAACCAUCACUUCCUCCUCAUAUGACUCAACGAUCUACUCCAAGGAAACAUUUUGAAUUAUCAGUACCAACUACUAAUUGUUCUAAAAGUGCUCCAGGUUCAAGUAAUUUUGAUGAAUUAUUCCAAGAACAUCAAUUAACCAAAAUGAAGAGAUUAAUUUCUCCUCCUUCACCUAAACCCAACAAGAUUGAAACAAGUAAUAAUUCAGAAUCAAUUGUAGUAACGACACCACUUGAAGAAAAUACUACCCCUCUCAUAACUACUCCUAAUUUAAUAGCAAUAACUCCCAAUACUCAAUCAAGUACUCAUUUGGCAGAUCCAAACCUUCAAAAAAAGAAUGAAAAUACAUACUGGAAAUGGUUUUGGUCUCGUCCAGGAUCAGGUUCCACUAAUUCUGUGUCUGCUGUCAACCCAACAACAACACAAAUCAAUAAUGAGGUGAAUAGAGUUAAUAAUCAACCACAAGUUUUUGAUCCAACAGGAGAAUUCAGAGUUUUGAAAAAGAGUUUAAAACCAACAUCAGAUGAGUUAAAGUCUUUAGGAUUAAAGGACGGAAAGAAUGAAAUUAAAUUUUUAGUGACGAGUAGAAUUUUGGGGACUCAAGAGGUUAAUGCAUACAUUUACUUUUGGAAAUAUUCAGAUAAGAUUGUCAUUUCAGAUGUAGAUGGAACUAUUACCAAAUCAGAUGCUCUUGGACAUAUUUUACCAAUGCUUGGCCAAGAUUGGUCACAUAGUGGUAUUGGUAAACUUUAUUCUAAAAUAGCAGAAAAUGGAUAUAGAAUUUUAUACCUCACCUCUAGGUCUAUUAUUCAAUCUGGAAGUACAAAGAGAUAUAUUUUCACAUUACAACAAGAAGAUGCCAUGUUACCAGAAGGACCUGUUGUAAUGUCUCCCGAUAGACUUUUUGCAGCUCUUCAUAGAGAAGUUAUUUUAAAGAAACCUGAAGAAUUCAAAAAGGCAGCUCUUUCAGAUGUUUUGGAAUUAUUCCCACAAGAUUCAAAUCCAUUCUUUGCUGGAUUUGGUAACAGAGUGAAUGAUCAAAUUUCAUAUUCAUUCGUUGGAGUACCAGACCACAAGAUUUUCACAAUCAACCCAACAGGUUUAAUUCAAGUUUAUGGAAUUAGUCAUGAUUCCUAUUGGAAUAUUUACAAACUUGUUGAUGAAAUGUUUCCAGAUCUUAAACAAAAGGUUGAUGAACCUUCUACGAGCGAAUUUAACAGUUUUUCAUUUUGGAGAAUGCCAAUACAAUCAGCAGCAGAUUUUAAAUAA
Naegleria gruberi is the source of this 2757-nucleotide messenger RNA. RefSeq lists its product as uncharacterized. The record is from RefSeq and is a predicted model, not a curated record. The transcript is spliced from 3 exons. The coding region runs from base 1 to 2757 and encodes 918 amino acids. Lineage: Eukaryota; Heterolobosea; Eutetramitea; Acrasida; Naegleriidae. Gene Ontology annotation, molecular function: phosphatidate phosphatase activity.